UUGUAUUAUUGAUAGCAUGUUGUAAGGCGACUUGAUUGUUUUGUAGCUAAACGCAAUUUUUAUCGAAACGCAAAGUUGAAUACGUGAGCAUAUAAAUAAAUCGGCAAUUGCGUUAACUUAAACAGUCGGCCAAAAUUGAGAAAGUUUAGAAAUUUUAAAAGAAAGUAAUAUAUAAUAUAUAUGAGAACAAUGAUGACGGAAAAGUUAAAUUCUGGGCACACUAUUUUAACAAGCAAAGGGCAUAUAAAUGAUCUUCAAAUUGCUGGGAACACUAGUGACGAUAUGGGCUGGAAAUCGAAGCUGAAGCUGCCGCCAAAGGACAACCGAUUCAAAACAACCGAUGUGACCGACACGCGAGGUAACGAGUUUGAGGAGUUUUGCCUUAAAAGAGAACUGCUGAUGGGUAUUUUCGAGAAGGGUUGGGAGCGCCCUUCGCCAAUUCAGGAAGCAGCUAUUCCUAUAGCUUUAAGUGGCAAAGAUGUACUGGCCAGGGCAAAGAAUGGUACAGGCAAAACCGGAGCGUACUGCAUCCCAGUUUUAGAACAAAUCGAUCCAAAGAAGGACUACAUUCAGGCCUUGGUUAUGGUGCCCACCCGAGAGUUGGCUCUACAAACCUCACAGAUCUGUAUUGAGUUAGCGAAACAUCUGGAUAUCCGGGUAAUGGUCACAACGGGAGGCACCAUUCUCAAGGAUGACAUUCUUCGUAUAUAUCAAAAAGUACAAUUAAUUAUCGCGACUCCUGGACGAAUAUUAGAUUUGAUGGACAAGAAAGUUGCCGAUAUGUCGCAUUGCAGGAUAUUAGUUUUGGAUGAGGCCGAUAAGCUAUUGUCUCUUGAUUUUCAAGGCAUGCUGGAUCAUGUUAUUUUAAAGCUACCAAAGGAUCCACAGAUCUUGCUAUUUUCCGCAACAUUUCCAUUGACCGUCAAGAAUUUUAUGGAGAAGCAUUUACGCGAGCCUUACGAAAUUAACCUGAUGGAGGAGCUAACGCUGAAGGGUGUCACUCAGUACUAUGCAUUCGUGCAGGAGCGCCAAAAAGUACAUUGCUUAAAUACAUUGUUUUCAAAGCUGCAGAUCAACCAAUCUAUUAUAUUCUGCAAUUCCACGCAACGUGUCGAAUUGUUGGCUAAGAAGAUCACCGAGCUCGGCUAUUGUUGCUACUACAUACAUGCCAAAAUGGCUCAGGCGCACAGAAACCGAGUCUUUCACGAUUUCCGUCAGGGACUGUGCCGGAAUCUGGUCUGUUCCGAUCUGUUCACCCGCGGCAUAGACGUCCAGGCCGUGAAUGUGGUCAUCAAUUUCGAUUUCCCGCGAAUGGCGGAGACCUACUUGCAUCGAAUUGGUCGCUCGGGACGAUUUGGACAUUUGGGUAUUGCCAUAAAUCUGAUAACGUACGAGGAUAGGUUUGAUCUGCAUCGAAUUGAAAAGGAACUUGGCACCGAAAUAAAGCCUAUUCCGAAGGUGAUUGACCCCGCUCUGUAUGUUGCUAACGUUGGCGCAGCAACCGCUGGCGAAACUGGCAACAACAGUGAUCUAAAUAAUUCGGCAAACGAGGAAGGCAAUGUUAGCAAAUAAAAGAUGCGAAAAAAAAACAAAACCAUGUGGAUGCACGCAGCAACUGUAAUACUAGGAUCUGAAGUAGAGUAAAAUCAAUGAAAUCGAUAAAAGCAGGAUGAAAUAUUUCAGAAAACCAAAUUGUAUUAAAACUCAAUAAUAAAUUCUGAAUGUUCGCCUA
This is a messenger RNA of Drosophila serrata, 1732 nucleotides long. It is a transcript of the gene me31B, whose product is annotated as ATP-dependent RNA helicase me31b. The record is from RefSeq and is a predicted model, not a curated record. Gene Ontology annotation, molecular function: nucleic acid binding; ATP binding; RNA helicase activity. Lineage: Eukaryota; Metazoa; Arthropoda; Insecta; Diptera; Drosophilidae.